AUGCCUUCUUCGGCACCAGCUCUGCUGGCUGAUCUAUUCUCCAAAGCUCGUCUCUCACUCAACCUCCCGUCCUCCUCGGCCUCUACCUCUAGAUCGGUCGUCUUCUUCGAUGAGGUGCUCAAUGUGGAAACCGUUUUGACACUACCAGCAGAUCCGCUUUUCCCCAUCGCUUCCGCAUCGACACAGGCUGUCCCGCUUUUGUACCCUCUUCCGCUGCCCGUGGUGCCAGAUUCGACAACCCUGAGCCACCAGAGUAUCUCGCCAUACCUCACUGCGCUUCUUGCCUGCCUCCAUGUCAACCUUGCCACAGAUUACGUCCCCAUUGAAUCCUCUUCGUCAAUCAACCCCACCGCCAAGUCAGCAAAUCCUUAUGAGCCGCUCUCUACCGUCCCCUCCCGUUUUCAACACUUGCAACUUCUGCCAUCUCACACCCCGCUCGCUGACCCAGCCCAUACACAGCACGCCGCUGUGCGUGCCUUCUCCAACGCCUGGGCCGGCAAUCAGCCACCCAGACCCCAUCGCACACUCAAGGAUUCGGUCGAACAUUCCGCAUCUGCCCCUUCCAAGUCUUCUCACAAUGCUCACCUUACGCACGACGGACAACACUGGAGCGUCCACUGGCACUGUCGCAUCCCGAUCAACUACGUUGCUACGCCCUUCCUACCCUUUCUGUCGAUCACAGCUGCGCUCACGCUCCGUCUGGACCAUGCGCUGCUGGAUCAUUUGAUUCCCACUUCGUCCUCCCGACCUUUCAAUCGCUCCGGAUUCGCGCAUUCGCUUCUCUCUCCUCUGCAUGAAGGUCCGGUCUACCCGGACGAAUCGCCACUUCAGAGUCAGGCACGAGCAAAUGCUUCCUCCGCCUUUGGCCUGGAUGGCCCCAACGGUCUGGGCUCGUACCUUGCGCAUCUCCCCAAGAGUGUCGUAGGUGGCAACAAUGCCAUCGUUACGCCUCGAUCAGGUGCGAGCGCUCUCGACUCCAUACAACAGCGAAGUCACGAUGCCCUCUCUGCCGAUCCUGCUUUUGACAAGUCGCUUUCCCAAUCAUACGCAAACGGCGAUCUCGCUGCCCUCUCCUCCAGAUCUGCACCCAACCGCCAUGGGCCACAGUCUCCGUCCCAGUUCGAGUCGUAUCCCCAGUCGUCUGGCCUGCACAUUUACAAACGUAGCACCAGGCAACUCUUGCCUCUAAAGACUGGACUGAAUGUGCGCAUGCGUACACUCGUAACAAAUCAUGGACCCCAUAUCCAUCGCCGUCACUUGUCGCAACAAGCUUUCGCCGAGCUUGAAAGCACCCGACUCGUACUCAGCGUCGAGCUCGAGAAUCCUUUCGAUUCCGACGCCGCAUUCACCAUUCACAACAUUCAGAUCAAGGUGGGCAGCAGCCAAGCAGAUCAACAAGAAUCUCAUACUGUUGUCGCAAAACCGCUUCUACCUAUAGAUUCAGUAUUGCCCAUUCAGCUCACACGCGGCAGUCAGCGCAACAUGCUGUUUUACGUCUCUGUCGAGGCGGAUCACGCAAUGCGUGGUCGAAAGGACGAUGUCGCCUUUCUCCUCUCUGGCUCACGAAACGUCACUAUUACUGUCUCGGGUCGACCUCAAGGCGACCAAGAGCAGUUGGCCGACUUUGAUUCACAGUGGAACUGCGCCCUGGACCUUACUCCGGUUCUGUUUGAUGCUACGAAGAAGGACCUUAUUGCGAGCCCAGUGUCAACGAGCAGGCCGGACUAUCCACUUGCCGGUCCUGUGGCGGGUAGCUCGCAGUAUGCGGCGUCGUCGUUGCGAGCAGCAGCUCACAACCAUAAUCGCUUGAGCUACACUCAAGUAGCGCCGCCAAGAGCCGAGCUUACAGAAGACCUCCGUACACCCAGACCUGGGCAGUUAGGCAUGGGUUUUCCUCCACCCAUGCGAACUAGCUCCGCUAGACAUUUCUCUACGGCCACCGCCGCCUCUCCAGUUCAGCAUGCCUCUAGCGAACGCUGCUUGGACUCGCAAGAAGCCACAAGCUUCCUGCACAAGGCCAGAGCAAGGACUCUCAACCGUCAGUCGGCUUCGCAGCUCGAUGAAUCGAACCAGGUUGUUGCAGCCCCCCGCAUCAAGCCCUGGACAUCCCACUCGACCGCACUCAGAGAGUUCGCCGCAGGAGGGUUGGUGAUUCUUUCGACUGUUCGACAUGCCGGCGCAAAUAGCGCCGCUGGCAGAGACUCUGUAAAACGUGGCGGCGUCAAGUUUGAACCCAGUCUAGACGACGUUGGAGGUGCUCGAUCCUCUGUUUCAGCUGCGAAUAAGACGUUGCCUCCUAUCUCUAACGCGACAUCGACUGCAGAAGGACGAGCGGUGAGGUUUAAAACAGACGAUACUGUCAUUGUCGAUCUCACGUUUCUCUACAGUCCUGCCACCUUUAACGUCGCACAGAUUGCAGAUGCUAUCACCGACGUUACCCUGUCGUGGGCCCAAUCUACCAAAAGGCUUGCGACAAGCCAAGCAGCAAACAGAGAUACGAUCGACGUCAGCCCUGAUACCGCCAAGACUAGAUUGAUCGACGCUGAUUCGGCACGUCUCAAGUCAUCUGUGCUCCUCUCUCAGGCUCAAACCCUCAACGGUCUCAUUCCCACUCAAGACCAUCUUGCCUUGAGCGCCACAUUACUGCCUUCGCAGAGUAGAAGCAUCGAGCUCGCUCUCCGAUGCCUGUCGCCCGGAUACCAUGUCAUCCCGCCACUGCAGCUUGCGUUUCAUACCACCUCGGGAGGUCAGAGAAAGUACUUACUCGACGAUCUGGGUUCCGUCUACGUCACCCCUGCUGCUGUUCUGUGA
Messenger RNA from Mycosarcoma maydis (corn smut), 2811 nucleotides. RefSeq lists its product as uncharacterized. The transcript has a single exon. Bases 1 to 2811 code for a protein of 936 amino acids. Gene Ontology annotation, biological process: intra-Golgi vesicle-mediated transport. The record is from RefSeq and is a predicted model, not a curated record. Gene Ontology annotation, cellular component: TRAPPII protein complex; trans-Golgi network. NCBI's taxonomy places the organism in Eukaryota, Fungi, Basidiomycota, Ustilaginomycetes, Ustilaginales.